AUGGUGAAAAGUGAGAAGCCGAAACAUUUGUAUUCGCCAACGUACUUGGUACAUAAUCGACGCGCAAACAGUUUCGAGAUGUCGACCUUUAUGGUCUCUCUGUUGUUGGGUCUCGGAUAUAAUGCCUACGUCAUAAAUGGCUAUGCCUCAAGUUAUCAGACCCUCUGUGACCAGACUCUUGUGCUCUGCCCAUAUUUACCACCAUCCAUAGAACCAUCCGCGCCUACACCAUCUCCUUUUGUCAGUAAAUAUAAACCGACGCCUCCUGCAGACCUCACCAGUAAGUUUCUCCGAAGUAUCGAAGAACGUGAACAGCAGAAAAUCCAGAAGGAAUAUGACCGCCAAGAGGAGGAACACAUGCAGAACAUCGCGAACUUGGAAAAACCGAAACGUGACCCUCUGUUCGGGAUGCGAGUGCAUAGUUGGGUACUACUGUUACCGAACGACCGUGGGCCGCGCAGUUUAGAAAUUACAGAGCCGUUGUUCAUCGAGCCAGCAACGGGAUACUCAUAUUCAGUUCAAGACCAAAAAAUUGAUUACUAUUACCUCGGCAUUGAAAGCCUCUGGAAUAGUGACAACUACUGGGUAAAUAUGCAGGACUGCGCGGAAGCGUGCACAAAACUCAAAUGGGAUCUCACGGAUACACAUUGUUGGGAACAUCUGCUAGCUGGGGAACCUACAAGUCUUCGCAAAGUUAACGACGUUGAAAAUCCAGAUAUUAGCAUACGCGAAGAAUUCCACUUAGUUAUGCCCCCAUCUUACAUCAGCCGCAUUCAAAUAUCUAACAAAGAUUAUGAACAACGAUAUCCAAAUGGUACUAAAAGCAUAUACUUUAAGAAAACAAAAGUCUAUUUAUACGCUCCAUUUUCACGUAACGAUGGCUUAAUUGAGUCCGUUACUUUAUAUGAUGAUUACAAGUACAAAAAUCCAAUUUACAUUUAUGAGAAAUAUCAAGAACGUGAAGAUAAGCUUAUAAGAUCCGAAAAAAAUUUAUGCAAAGAAACUAUUACUGACUAUUAUUCUAAUGGACGAAUAGAUGCUUGCAAGGCUCAUCAAUAUUUUAUAAAAAGUAAAGGAACCAUUGACGAGGAAAGAACAUUAGAAUUCUACAAUAAAAAGAGACUCGAUGAACUAGCUAGCUUUCACUUGCAUUCGUUAUUUACUUCCCAAAAUUAUAAAAAUCGUAACGAUAACCUUUACAAUCGAUUCGUGGAAUACUCCGUUUUCAAUGAUAAUCUACAAAAUAAUAUUCACGAACGAACAAUUAUAAAAAUUGUGGAAAAUUUCCAUAGAAACAUAAAAGUUACUCCAAAUAAAGACAUUGCUACUCGUGAAUUUGAUUUUAUAAAAAAUGAAAUACGCCUAAAAUUUCAUUACUGCGAAGGACAGUACACACAGGCUACUAGAACUUUUAUUAAGCCUCCUAUCACCGACAGAGGAGAUCGCCUUGUUUACUCGCCACAUAUGACACAGAGUUACAAUCCUGACCCAAUGGCUGAACCUGAAAACUUUGACGAUUUGAUUGAAUUAUUAGAAACACUUCUAAGUGAAGAAGAAACUUGUAUUGUAGAGAUCCGUAAAGGAGAAACUGCAAUUUUCAAAUUUCUUGAAGACAGAGCUAAUGAAUUUAAGAACCCUAAACUGAAAAUUUCACCAUACAAUCCUAUUAGAAAUGAAGAUGCUAAAACGACGUUACUCACUAUGGAAGAAGAAAUCAGAAUUCGAAGUGAACAAAAGGUUGAUAUAGACACUAAUUUCUUAGCUCCAUAUAUAAUGAAAUUAGGAAAUGUGAAAUAUUUAACAAAUAAACAAGCCUCACAAAUUAGAAAUGAAUGCCUUGAGCACUUCAAACAAACGUCAAUUAAUAGAGCAAAUUGCAUGAAGAAAGACUAUAAGAAAUGCAGUGAUAAAUUGAUUAAAAUACAAGCAACUUUAACUCAAUCCGAAGGUUUAACUAAAGAAGAAAAAGAAGACCUUUCCAAAACUAAUAACAGUAUUACCCUUAAAUUACAUGCCUUAGAAGUACGAUUAAAUCGUCAUCGUGAGCUUAUACCCAUACGGUAUCGUAAGCUUCUUGAAUUUCUUCAAAAUGACAAUCGGCUUUCUAUCCUUUACGACCAGUAAACGCUCAAGAAAAUGAACUGUUUAAAUAAAAUAUGCAUAAAU
Ceratosolen solmsi marchali is the source of this 2166-nucleotide messenger RNA. RefSeq names its product coiled-coil domain-containing protein lobo homolog. Gene Ontology annotation, biological process: flagellated sperm motility. The record is from RefSeq and is a predicted model, not a curated record. NCBI's taxonomy places the organism in Eukaryota, Metazoa, Arthropoda, Insecta, Hymenoptera, Agaonidae. Gene Ontology annotation, cellular component: motile cilium. The coding region runs from base 1 to 2124 and encodes 707 amino acids. The transcript has 10 exons.